Molecule: messenger RNA, 3191 nt
Organism: Haliotis rufescens (red abalone)
Lineage: Eukaryota; Metazoa; Mollusca; Gastropoda; Lepetellida; Haliotidae
Exons: 11
Coding region: 29-2326 (765 amino acids)
Biological process (GO): positive regulation of DNA-templated transcription
Cellular component (GO): nucleoplasm; chromatin
Molecular function (GO): zinc ion binding; ubiquitin-protein transferase activity
Source: RefSeq, a predicted model, not a curated record
UUCACCUUCUAGAGUUACAGUUGAAGAUAUGGACCAUUUCCCUAAGUGCAGCAUUUGCAAGCAACAGUUUUGCUACCAAGGACCACCUCCCUGGUUGCUGCCAUGUCUACAUGCUGUAUGCAAGAUCUGCCUUUCUGCUGCUGAGACAGGGACGUUGAAAUGCUCGUCUUGUCACAAAGAAUUUGAUAAAGAAAAACACAAGUUCUCAGAGGACAAAGUCAGGGCAAGAGAGAUCUUCAAUCUGACUGUCCUUCAUCGUCCAUCCGAGUUGCAAUGCACUAACAAACAAGAUGGCGGACAGGCUGUCGUGUGGUGUAAACAGUGCGAGGCUCUCUUUUGUGAAAAUUGUCAAGUGGCUCACAGUGAUUUCAAAAUCACAAAAUGUCACACAGUUCAGACAAUCGACCAAGUGGCACAAGAUGGAGUCUCCAUAGAAGCCAAGGAUGCUGUUUGCUCCACACACCGAAGGCAUGUUGACUUCUAUGAUGCGACAUGUGGAGUUCUGAUAUGUUUGAGGUGUACACGUGACGAUCAUGCUGGUCAUGAUGUUCAAGAAGUCGACGAAGCAUUUCAAUCCAAGCAACUUGAAAUGAAAAACAAACACAAUCAACUGUUGAUCCAUCAAGAAUCCUUAAAUGAAUCGAUUCUACAGAUGAAGAGCAUUGAAGAAAAGGUUGAUAAGAAAUGUCGUUCCCUGCAAACGUUGAAAGAUCACACAAUGUCUGAACUGAAGUCUCUUGUCGACCAGAGAGAGAAGGAACUUGACCUUGACCUGAGCACCUGCUUUGAGCACAUCAGAGAUGGAGCCAGGGAGAAGCAGCAGGAACUGGAGACGUCCCAGAUGUCCCUGAACACCCCCCUGGACUACAUAGAGAAGGCCUUGACCUUGACACCAGUAGAGUACCUGGAGCUCCAGGCCACCAUGAUGCAGAGCGUGGACUCCUGUCUCUCUGAGCACGUGUCUGCCAUGAAGCAGCAGGAAGCAGCAGAAGGUGUUGCGUUCUCCAGACAGGGUCUCCAGAGUCUCAAGGCUGACAUUGCCUCCUUUGGAUGCUUCCUUACAUCACCGGACCAGGAAUCCCAGGCCAACCAGCAACAGGAUAAUCAAGGUACAUUUCUGCAGAACAAGUUUGAACAUUUGCAGAGAAAGAACCAUGAGCUUGAGAUGACACAGAAAAUGUUGAAAGAAAAGCUAACGACUGGGGAGGAAGAGAAAGACCUAGCACAUAAACAGCUUCAGGCGAACAGUGAUACGAUAACAUCUCUGGAGAGGGAGCUGAAAACACAACAAACAGCAAUAGACACAUUUAAGGAGCAGGCAGAGAAAAUAGACCUAGCACAGAAACAGCUUCAGGCGAGAUGUGAUACGAUAACAUCUCUGGAGAAGAAAGUGAAAACACAACAAAGAAGGAUACACAUAUUUAAGAAGCAGGCAGAGAAAUUAGACCUAGCACAGAAACAGCUUCAGGCGAACAGUGAUACCAUAACAUCUCUGGAGAAGGAAGUGAAAACACAACGAACAGCAAUAGACACAUUUAUGAAGCUGGCAGAGAAAAUAGGUGUGAGACUGACCAGUGACUUGACCUUAGUCAGUAGUCAGUAUACAACCGGCGUGCCUGUCAAACUCAACUGUCCACCACUCAAGUUUGAUGUCGAGCGGGCAAACUUCAAUCUGGUUGAAGUCACUGAGAGACACAUGGUCAACCGCCCUGCUCGCAACCCGCCAUUCACCACCAGGAAGUUAAACAGGUACAGCGGAACUUGCGGCUCCAUGACCCUUCCUUACACGCUGACCUCUGCACCUGUCACUACUUCCGGGUCCUUCCAAGGUCAAGGUCAACAUGUUCCCUCAUAUUCCCACGUGUCUUCUGACCCCACAGAUCCGUACUACUUUCAGGCUCAUGCUAAGAUAACACAAACAGCAGCAAUAAUACAAACAUGUAUAUUUGAAAUUGUAUUGAGUGAGCCAUCUAACGUUGAUACAAGAAAUGAUUACGGUCGUGGAGUAAAAGUCGGUUUCUGUGACACUCACAAAACAAUAUGCACACAUCGUGCAUCGUGUUAUGAUCAGCCAUUGGCCAACAGGCCAGGAUUGUCGAUGCUGACGUAUGGCGUCGUGUAUGAUGCAGUGAGGGGAAAAGUGGCAUUCAUUGAUGUCAACAAGGAGAAGAUACUAACAUCAAUGUCCGUCAAGCGUGCCCAAUAUCUCCCCAUGUUUGGCGUCCAGAAGAGUGAGGGGUUUACAGUUGAGAUAACCUUGAUGGAGGUGAAGGACACGGACAUCAGUGCAAGGUUACGUGGUGUCAUUCAACAAGCUCUCCAAUGAACACACAAGGAACCUAACCUGCCUAUGAAAACACAUCGACUGACCAAUCCGAGUAUCCGAAGUGGUGUCAUUCAACAAGCUCUCCAAUGAACACGCAAGGAACCUACCCUGCCUAUCAAAACACAUCGACUGACCAAUCCGAGUAGCCGACAACAAGCUGUCAUGGGAUAAAACAACAGUAGUAUAGUUAUAUUACGACCUGUCGGCCUGGUGUGGGAGGAAAGACCCAAGUGAUGCAGGUCUUAGACGUUUACCACUUUUGUGAAUCCAUGGACAGAAAGCAUAAUAAAUAUUGACUAUGCAGUUAAUAUGUUAAGGAUAACACUUAUCGGAUCUGGUUGAAAAUGUAGAACGUCGCUCGCGAUUUUACAUUCAUGACCCAAACUGUGGCGUGUUUUAUCCAAAAUAUGAACCGUUUAAAUCAUGAAACAACAGCAAAAAAAUAAGAAAACAUCAAGAUAUCUUUUGUGAAACAACACAAUUUGUCGCGGUAUAAUUUCGAUCAAAGAGAGCGGGAGCAAAAUCCACAUGCAGCAUGGACACAACUAAGUCAUGACAUGUAAAAUUGAACAUUUCAUCACCUGCCUUGGCGGGAAAACAGUGAGAUACAAAACUUAACACAAUAUGUGAAGUUGCAGGUCCGAUUCUGUCUUCCGUAAUGAAAGGGUUUCAUUUCUUGUCUUCAAUUUUAGAACAUUGAAAGUCCAAAUUUCAUCUGCUACUCAGCUCAUAAGGUCUUACUUCUAAAGGUAAACCCUCAUACAAGGUCUUACUAGGAAAAAGUAAAAAACCCUGAGGUUAUUACGAGAUAGGAAGAUGCCAACAAUACAAUAGCAAGUCAGCAAGCUUACACCUGUAAAUAAAA